GGAUUUAAUAAGAAAAUGGAUACCGAAAUUCAAAAAUUUUACAAAAACAAAACUCUGUUUAUAACCGGAGGAACUGGAUUUUUGGGAAAAGUUAUCAUUGCGAAACUGUUGCUAUCCACGGACGUAAAUCGUAUAUAUAUGCUAAUCAGGAACAAACGUGGUCGUGAAUUGCAAGAACGUAUUGAAACUUGGGGCAAAGAUCCAGUGUUUAAUGUAUUGUUGGAAACCAAACCUAAUGCCUUAGACCGCAUAUGCCCCAUUGCUGGAGAUUGUCUAGAAUCGGAAAACUUGGGAAUUUCUGAAAAGGAUCGUCAGACUUUGGCUAGUAAUGUUCAAAUUGUCAUACAUUCCGCUGCCACUGUUAGAUUUGAUGAAAAACUCAGUUAUGCACUGGCUAUCAAUGUGAGAGGCACCGAACAAAUGCUAAGGAUUGCCAAAACAAUGCCACACCUGGAGUCCUUUUUACACAUAUCCACGGCGUUCUCCAACUGUGUACAGUUACACACGGAGGAGAAAUUCUAUCCGGAUAAUUUAACAUGCAGUGCCAAAAGUGUUCUCAAUUUAAGUAAACAGAUAAGUGAUGAACUAUUGGACAACAUGACAUCCACAUUGAUGGGUGGGUAUCCGAAUACAUAUGCCUAUACCAAGGGAUUGGCAGAAAAUUUGAUCUUAGACGAGGCUGGCCAAUUACCAAUGUCAGUCCUUCGACCAACCUUUAUUAUGCCAGCUUAUAAGGAACCGCUCCCUGGAUAUAUUGAUAACUUCUACGGUCCCAUUGGAUAUAUCUAUGGCGUUGGCAUGGGUGUUUUACGCGUAGCCCUGCACGAUGUAAAUGUCCGCUGUUCUUUCACCCCAGUUGAUUAUUCUGCCAACCUAGCUUUGACAGCGAUCUGGGAAACAGCCAAAAAUCCGAUUCAAUCCACUCCAAAAAUUUAUAAUUUAACACCCAGUGAUAAUAAUUAUAUACUUGCUGGUAAAUUUAAUUAUCUUCUCCGUAAGCAUGGCUACUCGUAUCCUACUACGAAGAUGAUUUGGUACCCGUUCUGUCAUUCCAUUGCGACUCCUUGGCUUUUCCAAUUGAUAUGUUUGUUUUAUCACACAAUUCCUGGGUUUAUCAUUGACACGGGACUUCGCUUCAGUGGGCGGAAACCGCGAUUGGGCAAUGUGUAUAAAAGGAUUCAUGCAACCAUGUUGUCGCUCUCUACGUUCCUAUCAACAUUUUGGCGUUUCGGCAGUGUUAAUACAAAUACUCUGUGGAAAUCGUUGUCGGUUGAGGAUCAGCGCUUGUUUAACUUUGAUUUACCGUCCCUUGACUGGGACGAUUUCACGGACACAUCUCUACGCGGUAUGCGCACAUAUUUAGCAAAGGAACCACCAACGGCUCAGUCCCUAGAUAAGGCUCUGAAAUUAUUGGACCGCUAUCUCAUCUUGCAUCGACUAUUGCAACUAUUCUUUUGCAGUAUUCUUGGUUACACUUUGUGGUUUCUGUAUAAGUUGUUUUAAACUAAUUAAAUAAUUAAUUAUUCUUGUGGUGACGACAAAA
Molecule: messenger RNA, 1543 nt
Organism: Drosophila willistoni
Lineage: Eukaryota; Metazoa; Arthropoda; Insecta; Diptera; Drosophilidae
Product: fatty acyl-CoA reductase wat
Exons: 5
Coding region: 16-1503 (495 amino acids)
Biological process (GO): long-chain fatty-acyl-CoA metabolic process
Cellular component (GO): peroxisome
Molecular function (GO): alcohol-forming very long-chain fatty acyl-CoA reductase (NADP+) activity
Source: RefSeq, a predicted model, not a curated record